Messenger RNA from Triticum turgidum subsp. durum (durum wheat), 534 nucleotides. The record is from the annotation of a GenBank genome assembly. Lineage: Eukaryota; Viridiplantae; Streptophyta; Magnoliopsida; Poales; Poaceae.
AUGGUCAUGAAGAUGAACAAAAGAAAAAAGAUGGUUAGGGGAGCUGUUGUUUUUGUUGCACUAGCUGCAAUGGCAGUAAUUGUUCGGGCUAUAGUAAGGAAGAGAAGACCACGGAUUACCUAUGGCCCAAUGCAUGAAAGAGAUCGAAUCAGAUACGAUUAUCUAAACCAAAAAAAUUGGCAAAGCGAUGUCUUAUGUAAAAACAUGCUAAGGUUUGAAAGAGCUGCAUUCUUCAAUUUGUGUGCCAUAAUGAGGGAUCGCAAGUUGCUAGAAGAUAGUCCACAUGUUAGCGUGGAGCAACAAUUAGCGAUGUUUUUGCAUACAAUUGGGCAUAACCUUCGGAAUAGAGUGGUGUCAGCCAAUUUUUGUAGAUCAUAUGGCACAACCAGCAUCUAUUUUAGAAAGACUCUUCAUGCCAUAGGCGAGCUUCGUAACGAUUAUAUACGGCCACCAUCGUUGGAGACCCCCGCAAAAAUUGAAGGAAAUCAUCGAUUUGACCCAUAUUUUAAGGUAAUUUUAGAAACUAUUCCUUAG